Cherax quadricarinatus is the source of this 1413-nucleotide messenger RNA. NCBI's taxonomy places the organism in Eukaryota, Metazoa, Arthropoda, Malacostraca, Decapoda, Parastacidae. The record is from RefSeq and is a predicted model, not a curated record.
CAUCGAACUGAAUGCCCUUGCCAGAGUGUGUGUGGUUCUGCAUUUAUCUUCUUUAUUUUGUAAGGACAUUUUAGUUUGUGCGUAAUGGAAUCUGAUGGUAAUUAUAGUUGCCCCAGGUUGGUCACUAGCAGCAGCGCCGGUACCAGUGAGGUCCCCCUGCCGGUGGACGCUAGCACCAGCAGGAAGGUCGUCCUCAGCAGCAGCGCCGGUACCAGUGAGGUCCCCCUGCCGGUGGACGCUAGCACCAGCAGGAAGGUCGUCCUCAGAAGCAGCGACGGUACCAGUGAGGUCCCCCUGCCGGUGGGCGCUAGCAGCACCAGCAGGAAGGUCGUCCUCAGCAGCAGCGCCGGUGCCAGUGAGGUCCCCCUGCCGGUGGACGCUAGCACCAGCAGGAAGGUCGUCCUCAGAAGCAGCGCCGGUACCAGUGAGGUCCCCCUGCCGGUGGACGCUAGCAGCACCAGCAGGAAGGUCGUCCUCAGCAGAUGCGGCGGUACCGACCCUACCACUACCACCAGCAGCACCAGCAGGAAGGUCGUCCUCAGAAGCAGCGCCGGUACCAGUGAGGUCCCCCUGCCGGUGGACGCUAGCAGCACCAGCAGCAAGGUCGUCCUCAGCAGCAGCGCCGGUACCAGUGAGGUCCCCCUGCCGGUGGACGCUAGCACCAGCAGGAAGGUCGUCCUCAGCAGCAGCGCCGGUACCAGUGAGGUCCCCUGCCGGUGGACGCUAGCACCAGCAGGAAGGUCGUCCUCAGCAGCAGCGCCGGUACCAGUGAGGUCCCCCUGCCGGUGGACGCUAGCACCAGCAGGAAGGUCGUCCUCAGCAGCAGCGCCGGUACCAGUGAGGUCCCCCUGCCGGUGGACGCUAGCACCAGCAGGAAGGUCGUCCUCAGCAGCAGCGCCGGUACCAGUGAGGUCCCCCUGCCGGUGGACGCUAGCACCAGCAGGAAGAUCGUCCUCAGCAGAUGCGGCGGUACCGACCCUACCACUACCACCAGCAUCAGCGGUACCGACCCUACCACUACCACCAGCAUCAGCGGUACCGACCCUACCACUACCACCAGCAUAAGCGGUACCGACCCUACCACUACCACCAGCAUAAGCGGUACCGACCCUACCACUACCACCAGCAUAAGCGGUACCGACCCCAGCACCACCAUCCACACCGGUACCAGACUCACAGCUCCCGGACACAGAAGGAUGAUGCUGGGACUUCGGGCAAAUGAUGACACAACUAAGAGAGAGUCGUCGGAAGACAUCGUGGUGACCACCGGCAGGACAACUAAGUCCUCAUGGAUACAGAAUUUCUUCCUGUGUCUGGGAGCUUGGGCCUGCCUGGUAACUACCUUGGCUCUCUGCUACAUCGUAGUUAAUAGAAACAUUUGAAUCUGUUACUUCAGGUAUAUCUAUUUUAUUU